Molecule: messenger RNA, 3005 nt
Organism: Aegilops tauschii subsp. strangulata
Lineage: Eukaryota; Viridiplantae; Streptophyta; Magnoliopsida; Poales; Poaceae
Product: protein FAR1-RELATED SEQUENCE 5
Source: RefSeq, a predicted model, not a curated record
CACAGAAUUCAGGCGGGGAAAAGGACAGCUUUGGCGCGAGCUUCCCCUGCUCUCGCGUGCUUUAGCCGAGCGCUGCAGCGAAGCGGUGGCUCAGUGCAGCCGAGCGCUGUCGUCGUGGAGGGUAGGCAACGCAGCACGGCCAGUCCGGACCAGGGAGGAGUGCCCCGACGGGCCGGGAAGCUGCUGCUGCCAAGUGACUUGCGGGCCAGGAGGACCGCCGCCGCAUAUCGAGGAGGACCGCCGCCGUAGAUCGAGGACCGCCGCACCGACCAACCUCCUUGCUCACGCCGCUCGAACCCGCUUGCCUCUCCCCGACGCCGGCACGCUAACCAGUAGAAUUUGGGUUGUGCAAUGACAGAAAUUAGCAAAAGGACACCUCAAGUUGGUAUGAGAUUUAGAGAUUCACAUGAGGCUUGGGUGUUUUGGCUAGAAUAUGGGGGUCACAUAGGUUUUGAUGUGAGGAAAAAGAUGCACCGACAAAAGCAAAUUUGAUGGAAAGGCGACUUCAUGCAGAUUUGUUUGUUCCAAUGAGGGCUUUAGACGGAAAGGGCAAACUAAUCGUGAGCCAAAAUGUUUCAGAGCUGAAACAAGAACUGACUGUAGAGUUCAGAUGGUUAUUAGAUUGGAUCGAGCUGCAGAAAAUUAUGAAGUUACCGACGUAGCACUGGAGCACAACCACUACCUUCAAUUGCCACAAACCCGCCACUUGUUGGCAUCACAAAGGAAGAUUUCAGAACAACAAGCCUUCGAGAUAGAAACAUCUGAUGAUUCUGGAAUUAUGCCAAAAGCUUCACAUGAGUUUGCUUGUCGUAAAGUUGGUGGGCCGUUGAACCUUGGUUACACUUGCCGUGACCAAAAGAAUCAUUUGCGAAGCAAGCGGCAGAGAGAGUUGGCUUAUGGGCAAGCCGGUAGUAUGUUGAAGUUUUUCCAUGACAAAAUAGCCGAGAAUCCAUCAUUCCAAUAUGCUUUGCAGUUGGAUUGUGAGGAGAAUAUAGCCAACAUAUUCUGGGUUGAUGCUAAAAUGCUACUUGACUAUGCACAGCUUGGUGAUGUUCUCACAUUUGACACCACAUUUGGCACAAACAAAGAGUAUAGGCCAUUUGGUAUUUUUCUUGGGCUCAACCAGUUUAGAGAAACAACCAUUUUUGGUGCUGCAUUGAUGUUUGAUGAAACACGUGACUCAUUUAUAUGGCUCUUCGAGACAUUUCUAGCCGCGCACAAUGGAAGGCAACCUAAGACUAUUUAUAUAGAUCAAGAUAUAGCAAUGGGGAAAGCCAUAGAGAGAGUCUUCACGGAAUCAUAUCAUGGAUUGUGCACCUUCCACAUAAUGCAAAAUGCUUGCAAACAUUUAUCUCCAAUGAAGGGCGAAGAGGAAGAUGAAGUUGAAGAGAGAGAUGAAGUGGAAGAAGAAGAAGAGUCUCAUAUUCUCACUGAUUUUAGUGCUUGUAUGUAUGGCUAUGAGGACAAGGCAGCGUUUCAAGAAGCGUUUGACAAUAUGAGGCUAAAAGUGCAUAAGCAAACUUGGUUGGAUAGUAUCUACAAGGUUAAAGAAAAAUGGGUUGAAUGUUAUAUGAGAGAUGUAUUUAGUUUGGGAGUGAGAAGUACACAAUUAAGUGAGAGCUUCAACAAUGCGUUCAAGAAUCAUUUGAAAUCAUAUUUUCAUAUUGUUCGAUUCUUGAUGCAUUUUGAGAGCACGGUGGAAGUAAAAAGAACAAAGGAAUUGGAUUCGGAAUUUGAGGCGAGGAAGAAGUUGCCCAAGAAUUAAGAUGUGCACCCCUAUGUUAGUGCAAGCAAGCAAAGUGUACACCCCAAUUAUUCUUAAGCUUUCCAAGGUGAGUAUGAAAGAUCCAUGGCUGCAUGUUGUAGGGUAUUGGAUGGAAAUAACAAAUUUGUUGUUGCCAUUGGGAGUUUGCACGGUGAUUUAGAGUUUGAGGAGGAGCGCAUAGUUCUAGGUGAUCCUUUGACUCAAACGGUUUCUUGUAAUUGUGCAAUGUUCAAUAGGACAGGGAUAUUGUGUGGACAUGGUCUAAAAAUUCUUGACUUGAUGAAUAUAAAGACGUUGCCAAAGCAUUAUAUUCUAAAGAGAUGGACUAGAGAAGCGCGCAAUGGAAGUAUACAAGAUAGGCAAGGAAGGAACGUGAUAGAAAAUCCAAAAUUGGAAGCUCAACUUCGAUACAAGGACAGGUCUUAUAAGUUUCACAAUAUGGCACAUAAAUCAGCCAACUCUCCGGAAUGUUGUGUGCUACUGAAAAGUACACUUGAUGGCAUUGCUCCACACAUAGAGGAUUUACUCAAUGCAGCCACUAGUGCUAUGAGUGAACCAUAUAAAGACAAAGAAAAUGUUGACCCAAAAGUGCAGGAAAUACUUAGUUCUGCACGGCUGAAGAAAAAAGAGGUUCAAUCAUCAAACUUAAGGAGAAACAAACUUGGCUUGAUAAGUUACUCAAGAGGAAGCGCAAAUCAAGUAAAGCUACCGCACCAACAACAAAAGGAGCAAAGGUAUGUUGCAAACGGUACAUGCUAUGUUGUGUUGUUCAUUUGUAAACUAAUUACUAUACUUUUCAUUGGCAGCAACAAAAGAAAAAGGAUGGUGUGCAACAAAAGAAAAAGGAUGGUGUCCAACAAAAGAAAAAGGAAGGGGAAGCUCCAAAUAAAAAGGAUGGUGUGCAGCCUCCAGUACAAGUGAAGAGGUAUGAAAACAACAAAGGAACAGAUUUGGAGCUUCAAGAAUGGAAUGGCAUCAUUAGUUUCACCCAGCAGGUCUUGUCGGCUACACCUUGUGGUGAUGCUGAUAUGUUCUAGCAUGCAAGUUCGUUAGAUCGUAUUUUGGACAUGGUUAACUAUAGUAUUUUGGGGCUAACCAUAGUAUUUUGUGGCCUAAUUGUACAAGUGAAAUGGCCAAUUUCUACCCUUGGAUCAUUGUUUCAGUGGUACCACUUGGUUCCGAAAUUGUACAAGACCUUAUGAAUUUCAAUGACAAGUGGCUUGUUGUCUGUUAAGACAUC